Messenger RNA from Phragmites australis (common reed), 716 nucleotides. Its product is annotated as flowering-promoting factor 1-like protein 4. The coding region runs from base 41 to 367 and encodes 108 amino acids. The record is from RefSeq and is a predicted model, not a curated record. Gene Ontology annotation, biological process: regulation of flower development. Lineage: Eukaryota; Viridiplantae; Streptophyta; Magnoliopsida; Poales; Poaceae. The transcript has a single exon.
AUCUAGCUCCUGUAGCCAGAAAGCAGCGAGCGAGCGAUCCAUGUCGGGGGUAUGGGUGUUUGAGGACGGGAUCGUGCGGCGGGCGGACAGCGACUCGCCCGGCGCCGGCGGGUCGCGGCCCAACAAGGUGCUGGUGCAUGUGCCGAGCGGCGAGGUGGUGACAUCGUACGACGUGCUGGAGCGGCGGCUGCGCGAGCUGGGGUGGGAGCGGUACCUCUACGACCCCUGCCUGCUACAGUUCCACCAGCGCUCGACCGUGCACCUCAUCUCCGUGCCCCGCGACUUCGCCCGCCUCAAGCUCGUCCACAUGUACGACGUCGUCGUCAAGACACGCAACGUCUUCGAGGUCCGCGACGCCCCCGCCUGAGCCUGCCUGUCGCACCUUGCCGCCGCUGCAUGCCUCCGCCGCCUCCGUCCUCGCCGGAGCGUGGCUGGCCUGCCGCCGUUUCGGCGUACUACGUAUGUAUUGUAUGUUUGUGCGAGUAAAGUAGAAGAGUACGUGCGAUGUGGCGGCGCGCGCUCGUGGGCAGGUUUGCAUGGUAUCCUACGUAGUUUGGCGCCAAUUAAAUAUGAAGAGCGCACUGCGGUAUACAUAUGUCUGGUUUCGAGGAGUGUUUUCUUUCAGAAAGGGAUUGUACAUAAUAUGGUGAUGUACGGUUUGUCAUAAAGCUUGGUUGAUCCAUUCCGUGUCACGAAUAAAUCCAUUCUUGUGUUCU